Lymnaea stagnalis (great pond snail) is the source of this 37918-nucleotide messenger RNA. The record is from the annotation of a GenBank genome assembly. NCBI's taxonomy places the organism in Eukaryota, Metazoa, Mollusca, Gastropoda, Lymnaeidae.
CGUAGGGUUGGGUUUACACACACCGGUCCGUGCUCUUUACAUUAGGGUGGUGCAGAAUUAGAAAGUGGAUUUUCUUAUAAAUAUUGGAAUAAUGAAAGAAUAUUCAUAACAGAAAAAUCUCUAAUUAUUCAGAGGAUUGUUCUUAAAUUUGGUUUAUAUUAUUAAGGCUUAUUAACGUAGUUGAUACAAGCCAGAGGUAAAAGCAAUCUUAAACUUAAGGUAUUUUUAACUAUCAAACUCAGUUAUUGCAAUUUAUAUAAUAUUUCGUUGUAAUUAAAUUAUUAAUUUUUAAACAGUUUUAUUUAACAUUUUUAUGAGAAGUACUAUUUAGGCAUAUAGGUAUACUAUUUUACUUUUACUUUUACAUUAUAAUUAUGACUUAUAUUUGUACUGUUAUACUAAGCUAUACUUAUCAGCAAGUUUUUAUUGUAAACUUAGACUUAGGCCUGUCCAGGUGUCAAACAAGCAAAGACAUUCUCUAGGGAUAGGGACCCAAGGGUGUCUCCCCCACAGAGAGAAACAACUUCACUUUUUAAAGCUUUUAAUAAUAGUAACAUAUUCCAAAUUAGACCCAUAUUUAGACCAUUAUCAAAAUGAUGUACCAUGCACCUUCAUUCAAUCUUUAUGUUCCGACUGGAGCUUGAGGCAAAGCCACAGAACCACACUUCUGUACUCAGUCUUUUUCUUUAUGAGCUUUCUGUAUGUUCAGGUUUCUGUACGCUGGUCUUUUUCUGUUGAGUGUGGUAGCCCCACUGUGCCAGAUCUCUUUGGGUGUUCCAUAGUUUCAUUUUCACUGGGAUCUCUAACGUAGGGCUGUCUUGGGAAGUGAGCUUGAAACCAUAAAUUAAUUGAUUGCUUUUACUUUUACUUUUACUCAUUUUAUUUUUAAAACAGUUGUUUCGGGCCACAAUGGGGAAACAGUGGCUCCUCAUCUUUGUGACAUAUAUUGCAAUAUGUCAAGGCCAGAACAUUGUGGAGCAAGUGUGUUCAGCUGAUAGAAUGAUGACACAGCUAGAUUCAUCAAGUGCAAAUGUUAUUAUUGGCGGUCUCUUUGAAAUUCGAGAAAAAGGGGCUGAUGGCUUGGGAUGUGGAAAACCAAACACCGGUACUGCAUCUUUCAUUGAAAGCACUUUUAUAAUUUAAAAAGCAGUAAAAUUUACUUUCACUUAAUAUUAAAUCUCAAAAUUAUAUUUAGGAUAUUCUGUAUAAACAUAAUUGCAACCUAAACACAAUAGUGAGGGAACUCUUUCUGAAUAGAAUAUAAAAUAUAAAUGAAACAAUUCUUUUUCAAAUUAAAUUUGUUUAUUCUUUGAAAAUUAAAGUGUAGUUUUCAUAAAAUAAUUACUUUUAAAAUAAAAAAGGAAUAUUAAUAUGAUCUUUUUAUUGAACAUCUCGUUGUUUCUUUUUCAGCUAAUAUGCAAAUCUUUGAGGCUGCCCGGUAUGCCCUAAACUUGUUAAACAACAACAUUGGUGGAAACAGAUACCUUAAUGGUAUCAAUUUUGGUAAGUUGAUAAGUUGAUAUAUACCAUUUUAUAAAUUUUAUUACUAAAAAGAACCAUUUAAAAAAAUUAAAUAGAUCAAUUCUUGAUAAUUUUUCUAAUACAUGGUUAAAUUUAUGGUUAUUGUAACUACUUUUAAAAAUGAAAUACUUUAAAUAAAAGAUAAAGAAAGGGGAUAGUGGGGAAAGCAGACCUGUUUACUCUUACGAUUUUGGCAUACAAUGUACGAUUUUGGGGUGCAUACAUCAUACAUACUGUAUUCUGUAUGUUUAUUUUUUGCUAUUAAGAUAAUGUAUUGAACAAUUUUUUUAUGGUAGUGUACGAUUUUAAAGGGUUUGAGGGUAAACAGGUCUGGGAAAGUUGCAUGGAUGUUGACUUGGAAUCGGGGUCCAUUCAGACUUGUGGAAAGCAAAUAAUCUAACACAAUUUUUAUAUGCAUUUUCUGACUGCAUGAAAAUGUCUGCAUUUGUUUAAAAAAUAAAUAUCAUAAAAAUGUAUCUUCUUGUUAUAUAAAGUACACAAUCACAUCACUGACAUCAUUUCUUAAAAUACACAUGCAUACAGUUUUGUAUGAAAAAUACCAUAUUUUCUUGUAUACUCUCCUGCUAAAAUUUAACAUAAUUUAUGCUUUACCUGGCAGAUAGUCAUGUUCACCUUGUUAUUAUCUGUUCAGAUUUUUUGAAUUAUUACAAUGAAAUUAUGGAUUUCUUUUGCUUAUAAAUUUGAAGUUAAUCUGCGUAAGUGCAUAUUAUUUACAAUAAAGGAAGGAUAUGAUGGACUAACAAAAGUGUACAGUGUGCAAACAUAAUGAAACUAUUAAAAUAAUUUUUAAAAAUCUUCUCCAUUUAAAAAAAUUAAAAAAUAUGUUGUUAUACAUGGUAAAAAUGACACAUAAUGACUAGACAUUUUUGUUGCUGCCCUGUAUAGUAUUUUCAUAUUAGCUAAUGUGUUUCUUUCUUUUGAAUUACAGGUAUGAUUGCCUAUGAUACAUGCUUCUCAUCAACACUGGCUAUCAAUGCCCUUCAGGCGUUAUAUCCCCAGUCCACUUCCAGCAACCCUUUUUGUCAGACUCAAGCAAAUGCUCCAGUGGUAUCAGGUAAGUUUUGCUAAAAAAAACAUUAAAACUAAUUUAAAGAAAGGAUAGAAGGAAAGAAAUAUAUAGAUCUCCAUGACUGUCAUUUAAAAAUAAUAUAAUAUAUCUUCUUAAUAUUAUCUUAUAUAUAGGUGGGGUGACAAACUUUUACCCCUAGAAAAUUUAGAUAAUUUCAAGGACUGGUUAAAAUUUUUUAAACCUUUAUUUUUUUUUUGGUCCGUUUAAAAAAGAUAAAACAACAUCUUGUUGUCCCAAUCAUCACUACAUGUUCUUCGUUUAUAUUUAGAAUAUAUAACCAUUAAACAAAUUGAUCACUAUUCAGUCUCUUGGUACAAGGAUUAAAUAUAUAAUGUCUCAGUUCCUUUUUUUUCCAAACGUGUCUAUCUUUUAACUUUCUUUACAAACAUCAAUUAUUAAUAGAUAAUUAUAUAUUUAAUAAAAAUACUAUAUGUCUUAAUUAUCCAUCAUACCAGAGUGUCCUUUUUAAAGGUACUGCAUUUUGGAACUGGUCAUGAGGGUUUCAUAAACUAAAGCACCAUUGAUUUCACACUUUAAUCUCUAUUUCUACUUUUUCUACAAAAUGAUUUUGGGAAAGGAAAUCACAUUAUUUAGUUUUUAAAAACAUAAAUAUGCUUCAUUGUUUGUGACUUAUGUACAAGAAAUUUUUUUAAAUCUUAUUGAAACCAACCAACUAAUUUUGAGAUGUUUUCAGAAUAUUUGUUUUGAAGUUAAAUACAAACAUGUUGAGUCUUUUUUCUUUACUCUAGGAGAACAAAGGCUCUCUUCACUAUGAUAUUAAUUUUAUCCCCUGUACAGGCAUCGUUGGUCCUCUGUCCAGUGAUACUGCCAACACGGUUGCAGAGCUUGCUGGUCAAAUGCCAGUGAGCAUAGUGUCUCCAGCAGCUAUGGACCCAGGCCUCAGUGACAAGGUCAACUAUCGUACAUUCCUUAGAACUACGCCUUCAUUCACUGGGUUUGCCAAGGUAUGUGUGUCAAGGUUUUUUUGUUUUUUUUUCAAAUGCAGCUUACUUGAUAGAAUGCUUGCAGUAUAACUGUUUCAAAUGAACUGGAUAUUUUAAGUUAACUAACACAAAAAAAAACAAAUGGCUUAAAUAUUUUUUAUUUUUUUUAAAUUGAUUAAAUACUUGGGGUUUUCUGUUUUCAGGCUGUGGUUGAACUACUAAUACAGCUUCAGUGGCAGAAUGUCUUAGUUGUUUAUGUGAAUGAUGAUAACGGUCGCAGUGGAUACGGCGAGCUGCUACAAGCCACUUACAACAGAGGUCUGUGUGUGUCCAGCGCUCUGGUCCUUGAUGACAGCGCGGACAAAGCAACAUAUAAAGCAGCUUUAAAUGGGUUUGGUUUCAGUGGUUAUACAGCAGCCAUUCUUGUGGCAACUAGUGGGCAAGCACAAGUUAUCUUGGAUGCUGUAAAUGAGGUAAAGUGGCAGGUUUUUUUUAAUACUAAAAUAAUAGAAAAUGACAAGUUUUUAUAUUCCCAAGAAAUGUAUCAUUUUCAUCUUGGGUUCACCAAGAAAUGUAUAAUUUUCAUCAUUGAAGAAAGAAUUUCAAAAGCAGGGUAUACAUUUUCAAGUGUCUUUUAUACGUGUAGGCACUUUUGUGCCAGUUACGAGUUAAAAAUCUGGCAGGCAAUGAGUCUCAUUUGGAACCACACUCAUAUUUACAUAAUAGUGCUGUAUGAACAUAACGGGAAAUUAAUAGUCAAUUUCAGCCAUCUAAUAUUUUGCAAUAAAUUUAUGUGUAAAUUCUUUGAUCAUCUUUACUGGCUAUUAACAAUUUUAAUUACAGCUAUAGUUUAUUAAAUUUAAGGGGGAAAAUACCUAGAUUUAAUAAACAGUUAAUAUCACAUUGUUUAUCAGGUUCCUGCGGCAAACAACGUGCAGUGGAUUAUCAGUGAUGUGGACUUGACUAUUGACCAGAGCACACUCAACAGACUCCGAGGAGCAAUGGUUGUGGUCCCCAAAUUUCCAUUGAUCACUGGGUUCAGGGACUACUUUAUCAAUUUAGAAACAAACCCUAACAACAAUGUUGGAAACCCUUGGUUUAAAGAUUGGUAUGUAAUGAGAUAACAUGAUAGGUUUUAUACUUCAGUUACACAAUGCUUUUUAUAUUUAACUGCUAGAGUAGAUUCAAUUGCUACGCUUAAAUCUUUUACUUAAUCUCUUUACCCGUACAAUUUUGGCGUAAAAUGUACAAUUUUGAGAUAUCUUUUACAACUGUUCGCCAAGGCCUGUCAGAACUAUGAUUUUAAGAGUCAAGGGUUGAAAAUGUAUACCUUCCAAUAGUUUGCUGAUUAAACAAAAAUUUUUUUCGGUUGUUAGUUUUAGCUCCUUUCUAUAUCCAGAUGUGAAUGGAUUGAGAAAUACGAUUGAUUGAGUACCAUAAUUAUAUUAAAUUUUCCCUGAGAAAGGAAGAGGAGUGUGUGUGUGGGGGGAGGGGUGGGAUAGAUAUUUAAGUCCAUACAAAUAACACAGCACUGUUUUUGAAGGGAUGAUGGUCAUAUUGUUGCUUUGUGUUUUCAUAAUGAACUCCCUAGAUAUGGCAAGAGUAAUGGCAGCGUAGUCGCCCUAAUGACAAUUUUUGUAAAUCCUUGCUUUUGUGACAUAAUUAUUUUGUUUGGCUGAACUGUGGCUGGUGCCAAUACUGAGCAAACUAGUUGUUUUUGUUUGUUUUAUAAAUGAGAAUGCAUCCUCAACUGUUCCACACAGCAACACAAGAUUUUAAAAUAUUUUAUAGGAUCUGAGAGGGCCUUUGGAAUAGAUUUUUUAGAAUGCAUAAAACAGCUGUAUGAUUUUUACUAUCCCCGUUUGGUUCCAAUAUUAUUUUUUUGUUUGUUUAAAAAAAGCUUUUUCCUAAAAAAUAAAUAGCAAGUUACUAGGGAGGUUUUGCAAAUUACAUCCUUGUUUUUUUUUUUUUUUUUUCAAGUAAACUUUUUUUUCUUAACUUACCUUAAAUUUUUACCCCAUUUAAAUUUUUCCGGUUAAAUUUUUUUUUUUUGCAAAUUACAUCCUUGUUUUUUUUUUUUUUUUUCAAGUAAACUUUUUUAUGCUGAACUGACUUCAAAUUUUUACCACAUUAAAAUUUUACCGGUAACAUUAUUUUUUUACAGUGACAAUCUGUGAUAAUGUGAUUGCACGUUCACAGAAAUAUUAAUUGAUAUCUAUAGCAGAUGAGCAAAGUUACCUUUUUUUUUACACCAGCUUAACUCAAUUCCACUAGAAACGCGAUUCGAAUACAGUGAAACCCCGCUAUGACGCGCUCCGCCAUAACGCAAAUUCGGAUAUAACGCGGUCGUAGCAUGGCUCCCUAAAUUUGAAAUUCAUUUACUCCAUCAGGCCUAAGUUCUUUGAAAAUUUUAUCCAUUGCUUGGAAAGCGUGGACAACCCACGCGAAAAAAAUUACAACUUUUCAAAAUGUCGUAGAAAAAUGAGCCCCUAAACGCACCACUUUCAAACUAGUAUCAAAAUUAAUGCAGAAAACGAGGCUUUCUUCCGGUAGAACUAUAAAUAAUAGUAUACACGUAUAGGUUCUCGGAAAAAAGUUAAAUAUUGUAAAACCGCGCAUUAACGCAACCCUGCUUUUAACACGAUCCGAUUUUAUGGACCCCGAUCAUCGCGUUAUAGCGGGGUUCCACUGUAGUUACUGUAUGCUUAUUUAUUAACUAUUAAAAAACUGUAUAAUUUGAUUUUGAGAUGAUAUUGUGCGAUUUUAGCAGUUAGAGGUUAAGCAGGUUUGCUAAACUGACAUUCUGUCUUUUGAAUAUGAUAAUAAAUUUAAACAAAAAAUUUCUAAAUUUAUGUAGACAUGUGUCUCGAUUUCAAUUUAUAAAAUGUACAAUUUUGAAUCCAUUCUAUUUCCAUUGAAAUUAUAAUUGAAUAAAUAACAGUUUUUCCUUUUAUUUUUUAGAUAUCUGUCUUUUACACUAUUUUUUGUUUUUUGUAGGUAUGAAGUGACCUACAAAUGUUCAUUAACAACAGCAACCAACCAGUGCACUCUUAAAAGCGCAGCUACCCUUGCUCCAAUGUUUGUACAGAAUCCUUGGGUGGUCCCCACUAUCAAAGCAGUAUUCGCCUACGCCCAAGCCAUAGCUACCAUCUGUACAAACUCUGGAUUUUGUUCUAAUUUGAGGAACAUGAAUGCCUUAGCCUUCCACAAUGUGCUUCACAAUGUAGAUUUCACAUUCCCUGAUAACUUCCUGGCAACUGAUCUGAGGGGACAGCGCAUAAAAUUUGAUGCCAAUGGAGAUCCAGAAGUUUCUGACUUUAGUAUUUACAACUACAACAACAGGCUAGGAAGUGGAUUUGUCUUUGAAGAGGUUUGGAACAUUUUUUAUCUUUAGUUGCAUCAAUUUAAAAUUAUCUUAGACUCAAAUUCUCUUCUUUCAUUAUUUUAAAGUUGAGUUAGAAUUAAUUUUACUAUGUGUGUUUGUAUAAAAUUUGCUGAAAAUAAAGUCACAAAGUUUUAGAUCAAUAAAGGAAUGUUCUAAGGGCUCACAAAUUUUAAAUGGCAUAAAUGAGGCCACACCAAAUUCAUUUAAAAAAAUGAGUUUAUAGAAUUCAUCCCUUUUAUACUUUACUUGUAGAAUUCAUCCAGUGUCAUAGAUAACUUUUAGAAUUCAUCACUUUUAUAGAUAUCAUUGAAAUUUUUCUUCAGGGCACCAAGUUAUUAAUUUUGAUGCUUUAUUUAAAUGUAUACUUUAUUCAUGUUUUUGUAUUAGUUUUACUAUUUAAGAGAGUAUAUUAGUUUAAUUAAUUUUACCUCUGGUAAACAGAGAAUUAAUGAAUUUCCACUCCAUUAUCAGUUAACAUGUCUAUAUAAACCAAUAAAUUUAAACAUAACCAUAACUGAUAAUUGUAUGUAAAAUACAGUUGUUUUAAUUUUCCUUCCAAAGAUCGGAAGUUUUACAUCUAACACCUUGACACUUACAAGACAACCCACGCUGUAUGAUGGCACAAGAUCUUCUGUUUUACCAACCAAUCCCACUGCCACCUGCCAAACCCUUGGUUGUCAAAGCUGCUUGUUGCCUCAGCGCUCUGUCACCUUCCGAUAUCAACCAGCAGAUAUUGUGAUUGGUUCCCUUAUCCAGGCACAUCAGUCUGGGCGUGUUCCAUUCACCUGUGGCACUGGCAUAAUUCCACGCCUGGCCUCCCUUGUAGCUGCUGAGUGGGCCGUGUCCAGAUAUAGGGACAUUAAUCCCAAUAAACUAAACGGUGUAACCCUUGGGACUUUGGUGGCUGACAUCUGUCCUGACAGCUUUGUAGCAAGAGGUUUCCUUACUGAUUUGCUAAGUGGUAACAACCGCUUGGUGGAUUCUUCAGGGAACGUUAUCACAUCAGAGACUAUUAGAGCCUUUGUUGACUUUACAGGUAACAAAUAACUGUUUUUAUCUCACACACAAGUAAUUUUUCAGAGAGAGAAGUACCAGUGUUAAUGUGUACUCUCUAGUUACCAUUAUUUAUAACAUUAUGGAGACUGCUGUCAAGCCAUAUGACGGAAAUAUAUUAUAGAUAAAUAGUAACUUUUCCAUUUUGAAACUUAUUUCCUUUCAAGCUACUUGACAUUCUUAGUUCUUGUUCACCGAAGGCGGGCUUAAAUCAAAACAUCAGUUUGUUUAAACCCUCUAUAUAUCUCGUUCCAAAUUUCACAUGGACAAUAUGAAUAGUACCAGAGAGAUUUUAACACAAAUGGAAAUCAUUAAUAUUUAACUAGAUUAUAGCAAGCUGAAUGCACAAUCAAUUGAUUUCCCUUUAUAAACAAAAAAGAAAAAAAAUCAAGAAAAAUACUUAUUUUAAAUAUUUAAUAUAGUUGUGCAAGAUCACAGCUCAAUUAUUAUUUUUUCUCUCACAAUUUCUAGAGAGUGAUGUAGCAAAGUCUGUCAGCCCGAUCUUGUCUAACUAUAACAUCCCCGAAGUGCAAACGGCUGCCACCACACCCGUUGUGAUGAAUGGAGGUAUGACAUCUUACUUCAGUCGAGCCAUCCCCAGUGAUGAAGUUUUCUACAAAGCUAUUGCCAGUUUGCUGCAAACUGUUGGAUGGAAAUAUGUGCAGGUAAUUUAAUUUUCUCAUGAAAAUUUUCAGCACUUAAUUUGUUUCUGUACUUCUGGUAUGUUAAAUUAUUAUGUAACUGAGUGGUGAAGAGAUAUAACUGAGUUUUAAAUGUAUGUGUAUGUAUGUAUAUAUAUAUUUAUAUAUAUAUAUAUAUAUAUAUGGGUUUAUAAAUUUGAUAAAAUGCAGGUCUUGUGGACUAUAGCCUUUAUUUUGUUCUAUCAGUGUUGUAUAGACAGCAGUGGUAGAAGAAAAUCCUAAGUAAACGUUUGAAGAAAAUGGAUCCUUAAAAAAAAUUUGUAAGAAACAAGUUCCGUCUUUAAAAAAAAGGACAAUAUCUGAAAAGAUACAAAUAGUACAUAAGUUAACAAUGUCCUGACUAACAUUGAAUUAAACAGCUAACUAUACACAUUUUAAAUAACUCGGUAAUUAUAGGUUAUGACAAAAUGUACUUAACUAAGAAUACAGAUGUUACACAAAUGGCAAUUAAAAUUAUAUUCUUGUAAUAUGUUUCAUUUUAAAAGAAAUCAAGUGGCACUGUAUAACUUGUAGCACGUACACCAUCUUACAUUCAGAAUGAGUGUGAGAUGUGAGGGCUAACAUACAGGUCUAGAAAUGACUAUUGAACUGUCGUCCUUGUAUUGUUUCUAUGUAAGAUACACCCACAGAGGACAGUUACUACAAUGGUAUAAAGGAUGACCACUGUUAGGUUGAUACAUGUUGUCUCAAUCAAUCGCUGCAUCAUUUUAAGACAAGUGCAUCACAGAAUGUCUAAUUAUAUUAAUACAGCUGGUAAUAUAAUCCUAACACAUGCACCAUUUCAUUUGUGAGAAUUUAGCACAUAGCAGGAUAGUUAGCCUACUACACAUAUUUUACGUAUAUUCGCUAGUUGGACACUGUUGUAUCAGUCAGUUAUGAGCACAUUGCAUUAAUGUGUUACCAGAACAAUAUAAUAGUUGGUGUUAUGCUCACAUACACUCUGAUAUCUAAUUCCAUGCAAAAAUUCGGUGGACAGCUGUAUGUCCAUCCAUCACAAUAUCAUGGUAACAAGUCAAAUUGACGGAACUAACAAUUGAUUAAAACAAUUGAUUAAAAUUGAGUAAUGAACAGAAAUUUUCCAAUACUAACACCUAACAAUUGCAUUCAAUAAACACAGACAUAUGAAGGUGUAUUUGCUAAUACUUAUAAAGAGUCCGAAUGGGCCGCCAAACAAUGGCGCUUUUUCGGGAAACUACUAAAAGUUUUGAAUGCCAAAAGCCCAUUCUCGGGUGCAUAAUAAAUAGGGUAGCUCCAACAUCCCAGAGAGCCUCUAAAUAACAUAUAGGACAGGAUGGUCUAUUUCUUGACUUCUGGCAGAUUUCCUGCUGUAAAUUGACAAUCCUUGAGACUCCAACCAGAAUAAAAGUCAAAAUCCUGGACCAAAACCCUAAAGACUUCAAUAUGUCUGUUCAUGUUUUGUCUUGGCUAACUUAUUGACACUUUUAUAAUUAUAUAAGUUAAAUGAUCUUUGAGAUAUUUUAAAUGGAAGGGCUCGGGGAACCUAACCCCCCCCCCCCCCCCCCCCCCCCCCCCCCCCCCCCCCACCCCCACCCAUGGAUGAAUGUGAAAACUCCCUUAAUUGCUGAAUAUUAAUGAAUACUACAAAGAUGUAAACUUGCAAAUCAACUUUCCAACAUAUAUCUUGUUAGCAUAAUACCCUAGGGUUGCCGAGAAAUAAAUAAUUGAACUUAUACAAAAAGCACAAAAAUGAUUUCCAAAUAUUCAAGUAUUUAACACCAAGGUCAGAUUCCACUACAGUUUUGGGUGGUGAACAAUCUGUUUUUGUAAAGCAUGACCUACACUGCCACAAUUAGAAUUUAAAUUUGGACAAUAUAUGUAUAUUAUUUUUACUAUUUCAAGAUUUGUUGCUAACAAUUCACCAAUGUUAUGAAAAGGAUUAGAUGCACACAAAAAGAAGAAACAACCUCAAUGAUUCAGAUGGACAAAAUUGUAAAUGCACCAUUUUUCAAUGUACAGGUAGCCACCCGAUCCAGUGGAAUAUAUCAAGAAAUGUAUCAGACUUUCCUCAAAGUUGCUGCAGAGUGAGUAACAUCAAAAUUGUAUUGAUUCUCAGACUUGGUUACCUUAUACAAUUUUGGUGUACAAUCUACUCUUAGAAAUAUUUUAAUGGUUGCAGAGUUCUGUCAGAAAUACAAUUUUAAGAGACCCUGUUUAAAAAAAAAUAUAUUCUUGAUGUUUUUUAUUUAGUAGUGAAUGGACUGAGUAAUAUGAUUGUUUGGAGACCAUCCAUACACUGCUUUCACACUGAGAGGGGAAGUGGUUUGGUGCUGAUUUAGGAGAUUUUGCUUACGGCUGUGCAUUGGGAUGGGGUAGGGGGGUGGUGGAGGUAUCUUAAUAUGUAAUAAAGACUAUAAAAAUAAAACCGCCACAUUUCAUGGUGAUGGUGAUGAGCGGUCAUAUGGUUGCAUUGUGUUUUCAACAUGGACUCGCUAGAUAUGGCAACAGUAAUAUUUAGCGUAGUCCUAGUGAAAUUUUAGUAAAUAUUCGCUUUUAUGACAUAAUUUUGUGACAUAGUUAUUUAGUUCAGCUGAACCCCGUGCUUUUGAAAAUGAAGAAAACAAUUAUUUUUUUUAAAAUGCAUUCUAAAUAUCUCCCCACAACAACUUUAGAUUUUGACACAUUUCAUGAGAUCUAGCAAUCUAUGGUUAGAACUCGCAAAACAGCUGUACAGUUUCAAUACACCCGUUUGGUUCCAACACUCCUCUUUCCCCCUUCAGUUUGUGGUAGUUAUUAGACUAUAAUAAUAUCUUAACUGGAAAUAAAAUCAUAUUAUGCGUAUCAAAAUAACAGAUUUUCUUAAAUAUCAGUCUCAAGUUACUUGGUAGGUUUUGCAAAUGACCUCCUCAUUUGUAAAUUAAUUUUUUAAUUGAAUUAAAAAAAAUGUUAAAGCUCAACUGACUUCAAGUUUGAACCACGUUAAAUUUCUGAAGUAACUAUUAUUCUUGCCAGUGACAGACUGCAACAAUGUGUUCUGCACUUAUGCACACAUAUUACUUAAUAUCUAUAGCAGAGUCACACAGUGGCAUAGCUAGGUUUAGUGCCACCCGGAACAGGCCAAGAUUUGUGCCAACCCCUUCCUCAACAAAAACUCUGCAUUUUUCCCAAAAAUGCCAUUCCUCAAAAUAAAGAGAUAAGUGCAGCCCGGGUGGACUGAAAGAGAUAAGUGCAGCCCGGGGUGGACUGAAAGAGAUAAGUGCAGCCCGGGGUGGACUGCCCGUCUGCACACUCUUCCUGAGCCACUGGAUACCACAGAUUGAAAUUUAAUUUAUAAACCCCGACAUUCUACAUUUGAAAGUGACCUUUUUUUACAUCAGCUUAACCAGACUCGACAGGCUGUGCUAUUUCUUAUUUUAUGCAUUUUACUAUAUGUUUAUUUAUUUACUAUGAUGCUACACGGCAUUGUGCAAUUUUGAGAUGGUUUAGUAUUAUUCUGAAAAGAUGUUGUACUAUAUUGGGAGUUUCAGGGUAACCAGGUCUGUAUUCUGGUUUAUUUGUAUAAUCAAGUAUUUUUGUGAGUCUUCUAAUUAAAAUUCAUCAAAAAUAUUUUAAAAAGUUAUCCGUUACAAUAAUUUAAAAAAAAGUGGACACAAUUAUUUCUAAAGUCAGUAUCCCAAGGAAUUAGUACUCGUACCUCUCCCCCAUAGACAGCGACGAGGCCAUGACAGGCAAUUCAGGCUCAUACCAGCAAGAAGCCAGUAUAGGAGCUGCUCAUUCCUGCCCAAGACAAUCAGGGACUGGAACAAUCUUUCAAAAGGAACGGUUGAGGCGACAACACUAUCUGUGAAAUUUCCUCAUCAACACCAGGAACAGAAACAUUGCAAAUCCCAUCUACAUGCAUAGGAGCCAAAAUGAUCAAUAAAUUGAUCGUGGGCCCUUAAGAUAUAGAAGAAGAAGAAGAAGAAGAAUUUUUCUCACUUGGAACUGUCUAUCAUGUAUUUGUUUUUUAAAAUAUUUUCUGGUCACACAUCACUUGAAAACAUAAAAAAAAAGCUUUUUAUUAAACUGGUUGUGCUGCGAGGCAUUGUCCUUUUGAAUUUUUUUUUAAAAAAUCAACGAAAGGUCAAUCAACGAAAAGUCAUUGAAUUUUUUUUCCUUCAUUUUUUAUAGACCUUUCAUCUGUCUUACACGUAUGUUGCCCCAUUUCUUCUCAACGCUCUUUACUUCAAGAUGACACCUUACAAUUAAUAAUUUAUCUCAACCAUUUUUUAACGUCUUGACUAAGCUCAUUUCAUAGAUUAUUCAAAAAAGUGUUUCUUUACCUUUUUGAAAGUUAAGAACUUUUUUGAAUGUGGAUGUAACAUGUUUUAUCGAAGGUAUAUUUUGUUUCAGCUAUGGCAUCUGUAUAGUCAACACAGUCGCAGCCUUUGAUAGUACCAGCACAACACGUUUUGACACUAUGCUUGAUGCACUGCUCAGUAAAACACAAACCCAAGUGGUUGUUGUCAUUGGUAACCAGAAUGAUGUUAGAGGACUACUGACUUCCAUUGGAGCUAAAGGUAAUGAGGGUGUCUUUUGCAUGUUUCAAAGUAAAAUUUAAUCAUUGACAUAGAGUUAUCUACUUUGUAAGCACAAUUUGUUCAAAGGACAAUGUAAGCUAUACAUUUUGGGAAAUUUUCUUAUUAAUAAAUAAGAAUUAACUCUUGUCUUUUGUGUAAUCUUAAAGGUAAGGCGGGUCAGUUGCAGCUGAUAGCCGGUUCCGAUAUGUGGGCCAGGAAUCCAGAAUAUGUUAGAGGACUAGAAGCAGCAGCUGCUGGAUCCAUUGUCCUUGACCUGCAGAUGAGUGCUAACACUGAUUUCAUUGCAAACCUUACGAGCCUAUCAAGGGCACAAAUCCAAGCUCACCCAUUCAUGCGUGAACUCUUUGAGGUCUCAAAUAUGUGCUCAUUGGAUACCUCUACCAGGGGUCUUUACAGCAGGACCUGCACAAAUUUGGAUGUUUUCCCCAACAACCUUUAUCAGGUAACUCAAACUCUGUUGGAAUGUAACAUGAUACCAGGCAUAUAUAUUCUCAAGGGUAUGAGAAUCACUGUUGUCAUGUGUGAUAGGGAAAAGAUGUUUAGUUAGAGACUUUAUGUGUAGCUGUAUAUACUGUGUGGGAGUGUUGUGACAUAUUUGUGUAAGGGGAAAUGACACGUUAGUUUUCUUUGUUGUUAUGGUAGAUAGAUGGCGGAUGUGCUAUAUUGACUGUUUGGAUUUGUGUAUUGCUUGUGUAGUAUUGUGUUGGAACGAUUUGAUUGUUGAUCUGAAUUUAAGUAUCAACCAUAGGUCGUGAAUUUUGGUUAAAUAAACUUGUGUUUGCAACAAACCGGUUGAUGUUUAUUGUAUUGGUGACUGUUGCUGUCUAAGGUACUGUCUUGCGGAAUGAAGUGAAAGACUUGGCCCAUGCAGGUAGACACUCAUCGCCAUGAGUGGAUGAACACGACACAACAGGUUCAACGGUUCGACAUAUAUGUACAUGAAAUUAUGAACUGAUGAGCUUUGCAGUAAAAUAAUUAAAAAAUUGGCUCAUCAGUUGAUAUCUCAACAGAAUAAAAGAAUAGGGUUGAUGUAAAUGGAACAGAUGGUUAACAUUGUUUCAAACUGAAAAAAUAUUUUACACUCUGUAAACUAUUAUUAUUAUUUUUUUUUAUAUAUGUCAGGGCAAGACUCCAUACGUCAUCCAGAGUGUGUUCACAGUUGCUGAUAAACUUCAUGAAGUCAUCCAGGAGGUCUGUAAGAAUGUCAACUACAGUGGCUUGUGCUCAGAUUUCCGUUCAGCCACAGACAUCGGCCUGCGCUUGGAUGCCAAGAUACAAGACACCACAAAAACGGCCACUGGUUAUGGUAUAAAGGGUGGUGAAGGCAUUACAGAUUAUACUUACCUUGUGUACCAGCAAGGAGCUUACACAUCCGUAAGAAAUAUUUGUUAAUCUAGUUCAAACUAUUUUUUGCUUUAUUUAUUUAUUUAUUUAGGCAUUUUUAUAUAGCGCUUACCAUAAAGCUCUAAGCGCUUUACAAUUAUUAAAACAUGUAAACUAAGUAAAUACAAAUGAGACACUAGGAUAGUAACUACUAUUCUAUAGAAACAAUGAAAAUGGCUAUAAAAAGAGGACACUUUGACACUUCAGGAUUAAACCGAAACAGAAAAUUAGGUAGGGCAAGGAGGGUGCAUCACAGGUCAUAGGCGGACCUAAACAGAUGAGUUUUAAGGGACUUUUUGAAAAUGGACGAGGUUUCACUAUGACGUAUAUGGAAGGGGAGCUGGUUCCAGAACGUGGGCCCAUGGAAGCAGAAGGAGCGUUCACCGAUGGUCUUAGUUUUAGUUCUUGGGAUUGAGAGGGUUCUACUGUCAAUGGAAGAACGUAGUUGUCUUGUGGGGAUGUAAGGAAGCAACAGUUCAGAGAGAUAGACAGGAAAGUGAGGGUCAGUGAACGAGUUGAAGCAAAGAUUGGAAGACUUGUAUUUGAUGCGAGAGGAUAUUGGAAGCCAGUGGAGUUGCCGCAUGUGUGGUUGAAUGUGGUCAUGUUUCUUUAAUUUAAAAAUGAGUCUGCAUGCUGAGUUCUGUGCCUUCUGAAGUUUUUCUAUGUGGUGUUGAGGAAUGCCUGAGAGAAGAAUGUUACAGUAGUCAAAUUUUGAAAGAAUGAGUGAAGAGACGAGAGUUUUUGUGGCAUCAAAGGAGAGGAGGUGUCUAAUGGUGCUGAUUUUUCUAAUUUCGUUAUAUGCUGAUCUGCAUAUAUUCGUGACAUGUUUGUCCAUGGAGAGGGUGUCCGUAAGCGUGACUCCAAGGUUUCUGGCAGAGGGAGAGAGUGUGAUGUCAGAGUUGCCAAUAGAUAUAGAAGAAGGAGCGAAUGGAGGGAGAGGUUUGUUUUGAGAGUGGAUGAGAAGGAUUUCCGUUUUAUCAUCAUUUAGCUUCAGUUUGUUGCAAGUCAUCCAACGCUUUACAUCGUCCACGCACUCCUGUAUGCGAAGGAUUGUGGCAUCAAGUUGAUCAGGAAAGCAAGGGUCACUGAUUUGAGUGUCAUCUGCAAAGGAUUGACUGGAAACUGAGUGGUGGCUAAUGAGAGAUGAUAGAGGUUUAGUGUAGAGGAUGAAAAGGACCGGCCCAAGGACCGAUCCUUGAGGAACUCCAAUAGACAGUGCUGAAGGUUUGGAAGAGCGGUUGGAAAUAGAGACUUUUUGAGUUCUGUCAGAAAGAUAUGAUUGAAACCAGUUUAAAGCUGAGCCAGUAAGUCCGAAAGAAAGAUGAAGGCGGUCAAGAAGAAUCUGGUGGUCAAUGGUAUCAAAUGCAGCAGAGAGAUCUAACAGAGUGAGAAUAGAGAGUUUGCCAUCGUCCAUCGCGCGCAGGAGGUCACUCAUGACUCGGACCAGUGCUGUUUCUGUGCUAUGACCAAGUCGGUAGGCGGACUGAGAGGAAGGAUAGAGAUUGCGAGAAUGAAGAUAGCCAGAGAGCUGAGAGAGUAUGAGUUUUUCUAUGAUUUUUGAGAGAAAGGAGAGGUUGCUGACGGGGCGGUAAUUCUUGAGUGUGUUUGGAUCAAGUGAGGGUUUCUUUAGGAGGGGCAGGACAAUCGACCGUUUAAAAAUGGGAGGGAAUAUGCUUCUUAGCUUUUGGCUCCUGUGUUCUUAUAUUAAUAUCAUCAAAGAAUCACGACGGUUGUAUAACUUUUAUAUAAAGAAGAAAAAAAACAGGGCUUACAAACAUUUUAUAGGCCUCAGUAAAGUCUGUUAUUUCCACUCAAUCUACUGAAUAAACUCCACAAUGCUGUUACAUUUCCUUCACACAUUUUUCUAGUUGUAAUUUACCUUGUGAGGGCUUGAUGCAUUUGGUGAACUUUCUCCAGGAGGCUUCAAAUGUAAAAAGUUUUGAAACUGAUUAUAGAAAACUAUUUUUUUUUAAAUUUUUUUUUUUUUUUGGUACUUACAAAAAAUUUUUUUCACCAAACGUUUAGUUUGGUCAGUUCAGUGCAGAAAACCAGAGGCUGACCAGCUUGACUCCCGCAACUCUUGGCACAAACCAGAACAAGCCCUCAAUGUGCGGCGGGGUCUGCCUGGAGUGUCAGUAUUUGUUUAACAUGCAGAGGGGUCUCUUCAGCAAUGGUGACUGGCUUAUUGCUGGGACCUUCAGGUGAGACUGACCAAAAGUCAAAUUGUUGGCCAUGUUCAUUUCAUUGUGCGCUUGUUGAAAGAUCAGUGCAAGUUUUCUUGAAAUGAUGGCAACGUAUCAAUUUUGGGCCACAAUAAAUAUUUCAUAACAAGCAUCUGUAAUAUGCAUAUAUAAGUAGUGUUAUUGCCUUCUCCUCAUUUAAAAAUUUUAAGCUACUCUUUAUGUUGUCACUGUCACAUCUCCUUUACUCUUUGUUUAAGUUCUCACGGUCACAUCUCCUUUACUCUUUGUUUAAGUUCUCAUGGUCAAAUCUCAUUUACUCUUUGUAUAAGUUCUCACGGUCACAUCUCCUUUACUCUUUGUUUUAGUUCUCAUGGUCAAAGCUCGUUUACUCUUUGUAUAAGUUCUCAUUGUCACAUCUCCUUUACUCUUUGUUCAAGUUCUCAUGGUCACAUCUCCUUUAUUCUUUGUUUAAGUUCUCACUGUCACAUCUCCUACGCUUCUGUGUAUAAUUUAAUGCCGCUGUUUUGCUAUAUUCCCCAGUGUAAGUGAUCCUGGCCCUGACCUCCUCCAGCCUUACAUUUGUGGUGCCACCAGAAUGGCAGAUGGUCCACAGUACACAACGGCCAUGCUUUUUGCACUGAAUCAGGUCAACAAUGGAUUAGCCCGCGUUUCGGUUCCUGGUGUUAAGUUUGGUGCGUUUCUAUAAGUAUUUAAUUCUUUACUAUUUGCAAAUUUUCAACGCAUUUUUUAAUGGAAAAUCUUCGUGAAAAGAGGGAUAUAGUAAAUAAAAAUGAUUUUUUCAUAUAAAUAUAAACUGAGGCUAAAUUAAGUUAAUCCAGAGGUUCCCAAACUGUGCACUGCCCCUAAGUGAAAAUCUUGUCUUUAAUUUAUAGUGCACUUGUUAGAAUUUGACGUAGGGAGCACUGACUUGAAAAUGUUAGAGAAUUUCUGAGUUGACCAAUUCACAGUGGUGUGGUUGUAUAACAAAACCAGAAGGUAGCCGCUCAAGUUCUCCUGAGUGCCUUCUCUCCAGAUGUAUUAAAUUUUUUUGUCUAAAUCGCAUUCUCUAAUAUUGUAUGUAAGCAGAAUGAAUAUAACCCCUGCCAGAUAAUGAACCAACCACAGUAAGAUCUGCAUUCUAAAUAUCUUUCAUUUGUUUAUAUCGUCAUUCAGGUGGACUUGCACUUGAUCACUGCGACAACCCAGGCCGCGCCAACCUGAUGGUUUCAGGGAUUUACUCUGGAUACAUGACCAACUCAGGAGUUGACCAGAGCAAGAUACUUGCGUGGAUGACAGAUACCACAGCCAGCACAAACGAUGCUGCAGCCCUUCUGGAUCCAUUAGGUAUUUAAAAUUGAGAGAAAAGCUGAUUUUUUUAAUGCUAUUUCUUUUUUUCAUGGGCCAUAUGUUUUUGAAAACACACAUUAAAUUUUUACUUUAAAUGCAUUUUUAAAAUUUUUUUGAAUUGUGACAAAUUUAUUAUUAUUUUUUACCAACGUACGUUGAGAAAGAUGCAAUUAGAAACAUUACUAAUUUUACAGAUUGUAAAAUUGAAUUCAGAGACUUUAAAAGUAGAAGUCUCUUGUCAGAUGUCACCCGUUAUCAGUUAGUUCAAACAAAUUUAUUUCCAUAAAAUUUUACAGAGAUCCAAGUUCAUUGGUCUGUCUCCUCUAAAAUGCUUUAUGAUUGCAAAGAGUUGUACACUCUAUGCAUUGGUUUGUUUCUCAAACAGGUGUAGCAAUAGUGAGCCCUUCUGCAACAGCAGCAUCUCUGAUGGAGUAUCCUAACUUCUUUAGGACCAUUCAAGGGGACAGAACCGCUGCCCAAGCUCUUGUCAAGAUUAUAAAGACCUUUGGAUUCCCUUACAUCCAGGUGAUUCACUCAAGUUUAAUUUUUUAUUAUAAAUUAAAAUAUUCUAGUUUGUCAUCAUUUAAAUAAAAUCAGCUGUUUCAUUGAAUUUUUAUUUAAAAUUUAAAACUGUCUGGAUUUAUUCUGUUAUUUGUAAUGUAGCUGGAUAGAUGGCUUGGGCUAAUUGUAAUGUAGCUGGAUAGAUGGCUUGGGCUAGUUGUAAUGUAGCUGGAUAGAUGGCUUGGGCUAGUUGUAAUGUAGCUAGAUAGAUGGCUUGGGCCUUUUUUGCAAAGACGGCUGAUUUUUUAAAAAAUCUUACGUCAAGGUUGGGACAACCCCAGAACCUAUUUCCACUUAUUCAAUAGGCAAAAUAUGUUACGGACCUACAAUGUCUUAUAGGUUUGAUUUCUUGUCUAACUACCACAGUCACUAUUUUAUGUGUCUUUUAAAUGUUAUUUUUAAAUUAGAUUUCUAUAUUUUAGUUUUUGUCCAAUCUUGAUUCAACUAAAUUGCAGUGUGGAGGAAUGUUUCCGACUGGGUGUCACUAAUUUAAUAUUUUAAUUAUAAAUACAGUCAUUUUGACCAUUUAAAUAUCCAAAUGAGAUCGCCUUCUGCCCUACUGGGCGCUGUUAAUACCCAUGCUAAAUGUUAUCAACAGAUGGUGCAUGGUGCCAAUGAAUACGGCCGGGGAGGUCUGGAAACUAUGAAGGCUGUGACCCAGUCUGAAGGAAUUUGUAUUAUCAAUGCCCAAGAACUGUCCACCAACAACACAGCCACGGUGUUAGAGACAGUCCUGGCAACGGAGACCCAUGUUGUGGUUCUCUUCCUGGAGAGCGCCGACACAGACAGGUUCCUCACUGCAGUUGCAAAUCACAACGUCGCCAGAGCCCGACUGGUCAUUCUGAUGCCUGAAAUGUUCUCCAAGGUAUCAGACUAAAAUUUGUUGCUGUCUUCUGUUCCUCCUCCUAUUGAAUUUGAUGUUCUGUAAUUUGGAGGAACUUCAUUGCAUUGUUAUCUUGCAAAAAUAAGUAGUCUUGUCACCUUUAAAACUAAUAAAUAUUUAGCAAAUAAUAUCCCUUGCAAUUUAAAGCCACAAUUUUCUCAGAAACACUCUACAAAACUUAGAUAUGAAAUAAAAACUGCAGUUUAUAAACUUUUGGGGCUGUUGCUUUUAAGAAUAUUGCUUAAAAUGUUAAUUAAACCACGUAGCCACAGAAAUAGUUCAAAUAUAUAACCUUGAUGUAUUCUUCAGAUAGUUAAAAGAGUGGCCAGCAGUAUGGCCAAGCCAAUCAUCAGUCUGAGCUUACACAGAACUACGCUCAGCAAAUACAAUGAUUACAUUAACAGUUCCCCCAUCAGCAAUCCAUACUUCGCAAGCUACUACAUGAAAGUCAAGAGCUGCAAUUUGCCUGGGUACUCGAUGUACAGAACGCCCUGUGCCACCCCGCUCGAACCAAUCACCGGCGAUUCUGACUACGAAGAGGACAACUACGUCCUGGCCACCAUCAACAGCGUCUACGCCAUAGUGAAUGCUCUCCACCUCACCAUCAGAGACAUUUGCGGACAGUACACUACGCCGUGCGCUCAGUUCUAUACAGCAACGGACAAACUGAAAAGAUUCAACUUGAGGUUGAAAGAUGCAAAUUUCAUUGAUGAAGGUCAAAACUCUUUCCGUUUCCUUGAUAGGGAAGGCAACACAGCAUAUGAUGUUUGGCAGAGCACCAGUUCUGGGGACUAUCGGAAGGUGAUUGAAUAAGCCGUCUUGGAAAUAUUUAUAUAUUUUUGUUUAAAAAUGCCCUGGGUGUAACUGCAAUCCAAUUUUAGCACAUAUGGUAAUAAUUCAUACAACUGAGAAGAAAUUUGGCUCAGUACCAUAUUACAGACAAGAGCUUUUAUGCCAUUUCAAAUAAGAAAUCAUACGUUUAAUAUGAAAUAUGUAGGCUGGUGGGCAAAAGACCUCAGAACAAUACUUUUAACACCUUACUCACUGUUGUUGCUGCAGAAAAUAACCAACAAAAUAAUUUCAAGUUGUGUAUGACUUUCUUUUCUGCUAAAACUGUACCAUUAACAAUAAGAUUUCAAUUUCUAUCAUUCUCAUGUGAAAUGAUGAAUUCAAUUUUGAAUUAUGUCAAGGAUGCGCUCUUUUUUUGUUGUUAACAGAUUGGAACUUACGGGGGUGUGUCAUUAGAUCUCCUGGACUUUAGCUUAUCCUCCUACCCCAAUGUCACAUCGACAUGCAUCUCCCCAUGCUUGAGCUGCAUCUUGCGAGGGUUGACUUUCUCUCACACACCGGGUGAUGUGUACCUGGCUGGUGAGUGAGCGAUAUGCACUGAAUGGUUAUCUCAUGUCAAUUAUGUUAUCUUAAGAACGUGGUUCUCAGCCUGUGCAUGGUGACCCAUGUGAACGACCCUUACAUAGGGUUCGCCUAAGACCAUCAAAAAACCUAUAUUUAUGAAGUAGCAACAAAAAUAAUUUAACGGUUGGGGGGUCACCACGACAUGAGGAACUGUAUUAAAGGGUCGCGAUAUUAGGAAGGUUGAGAACCACUGUCUUAUGACAACUUUUAAAAAAAAAAAUGGAUUAUAAAUACUUAUUUAUUAUUAAAACAGUAUUUAUUGUUUAUGGAGCCAUCGUUAUUCAAAAGAGCUCAAACUUUUAUUAGAGACUGUUAACAGUUUUAAUUAACUGUAUUUUUUAAAAAUUAGUGAUGUAUAAAGGUUUUUUUUUCAGUUCAUUUAAAAAUACUUUGUUGUCAACCUGAAUACAUGAUAUUACCUUAUGGCCUUUUGAUUUAUUCAGUUCAACUUUAUUUUAUCAAAAUAAAAAACUGUAGACAAUCAGGUUAUGAAAUUGACAUACAUCAGUUUUUUUUUCAUCUUUUUAUAACAUAAUCGAACAAACAAAACCUUUAAUAAUUUUGCCAAGGAAAAUCUUUAGAGGAUCAACACUUCAUUUGAUGUUGAGCAUAAAUAUCAUAAAUAUGAAAAAGAAAUAUAUUCUGGUAAGCAUUUUUCACAAAUUUGAAUUCAUUGCAAUUUAAACUUCAGGUAUGUUUGAUGUACACCAGCGCUCACUGAGCCCAUUCACCUGUGGUGCUAUCAACACCUUACAUGGAUUCCUCUUACUGGAAGCUUUUCAUUAUGCCAUCAAAAAAGUCAACGAAAAACAGGGACAGUUUGCUAACAUACUAACAGGUACCAAACUGGGUGGCAUUGGCCUGGACGCUUGUAACUCUCAAGUCAGGGGCGGCUAUUUGGUCAGCAAUAUCCAUAAUGGGCUCACCUCCCUUGCCCGUGAUGGUGUGGUGAUAGCACCAUCGAAAAUUGACACCUAUAUCGGUUCCUAUGGCAGCAAAGCUUCCAUUUACCUGGCUCGUCUUUUGACAGAUCUUAAGAUACCACAGGUGAGAAAAUAGUUCUUCAUUAGUUUAUUGUUUAGUCUUAAAAAUCAUAUUUUUACAAAUCAACUUGCAUCUGCCACCACAUAUUAACAUACAAUGCCUGAAAUAAAAAUUGUCUUAUAGAAGCAUUGAAUAUCUUUUAUUUAUAUAGUCAGAAUUGAAUUUUUUUUAAGGGUCUAUUGCAUUCAAUAUAUUUCUAAAUUUGUUGUUUUGAACACACACACACCACCCCCCGCCCUCCCCCAAUUGUCCCCCCAUAUUAAAAAAAAAUGUUGACGUUCAUUUAUUAACAGAUAAGUUAUGCAUCAGGUAGCGAAGAGCUAAGUGAUCAGAGGGUUUACCCAUACUUCUACCGUACCGUUCCAUCUGAUGGGGAUCAGGUGGAAGCCAUGCUCCUAAUAAAAAUUGUCUUAUAGAAGCAUUGAAUAUCUUUUAUUUAUAUAGUCAGAAUUGAAUUUUUUUUAAGGGUCUAUUGCAUUCAAUAUAUUUCUAAAUUUGUUGUUUUGAACACACACACCACCCCCCGCCCUCCCCCAAUUGUCCCCCCAUAUUAAAAAAAAAUGUUGACGUUCAUUUAUCAACAGAUAAGUUAUGCAUCAGGUAGCGAAGAGCUAAGUGAUCAGAGGGUUUACCCAUACUUCUACCGUACCGUUCCAUCUGAUGGGGAUCAGGUGGAAGCCAUGCUCCAGUUCUUGGAUCAAAGUGACAUUCGUUAUGUACAGGUAAUUAAAAUUACAUGGCAGUCAGGUCAUGUUUUCAUGCACACAAUGUUUUAAUGUCCUUUAAAACUUGGAUACAGCUAAGAUAUAGGAGCCAAAAUGAUCAAUAAAUUGAUCGUGGGCCCUUAAGAUAUAGAAGAAGAAGAAGAUCUGAUUUGCCCUUCAAGAAGAAUCUUAAUUUCAAAGUCUCAAAAUUUAUGUAUCAUAGAAAACACUUCUGAGUUAUUCUUCAUUGUGUUUCUCAGAUCGUAUAUGAGGAUAACAGUAAUGGCCUUACAGCCAAAGAUACUUUCCUUGCUGAAGCCUCCAAAUACAGAAUUUGUGUGGCCCAGACUGUGAAUUUCCCAGACCUUGGAGAAGUGAGCUCGUAAGUCAUGGCUUAUUCAGUCAUAUCAUUUUUUUAAUAUUUUUUUUUUUUCAAACUCAAACCAUCAGUACACACAAAUAGAGUGAAGUUUUAUUUUAGUAAACGAAAUAAAUUGAGCUGCACACUACAUGUUGACUUGGAUAGUUCGUAUCUUUUAGUCCUUUUAAACUUCUAGUUACUUUAUAAUAUAAAUAAUUGAAUGUGCUUUUUCUCUUACUGAAACAUUUCAUAACUUCAAAGUUCAGAAGGGAAAAAAGAUCUGUUUUUUUUUUUAUUUUAAUUUAUUCACCUACCAUUAAUGUAGCCAUGGAAAAAAGUGAAAAAGGCUGGACAAGAAAUGAGAGAUUUUUUGUGUAUUCUGAUCAUUGGGAUUAUAUAAUAAAAAAUUCACAUUACUUCAUGGGCUGUUGAGUUUUUUUUUUCUUUUUCUUCAGGGAAACCUCCAACUCCAUUGUUUCAAAACUUGUUCUGAAACCAGCAGCCAACACAGUGGUGACAUUCCUGGGCACUGACUUUGUCAACUCCUUGCUCCAGGCAGUUGGUCGAUCUGACAGGGCACAGAAUAAGCUUAGGUUUGGUUCUCAUUAAAAUUGUAUGAUUCAGUAGACUACAAUUUAUUGUUAUUUUGUUGCAAUCAUUAAAAACAUCUUCUAAUAUUAAAUUAAUAUGGCCAUACUAUAGUUUUCUAAUUUUAAAAAAAUUUUUUUUACUAAGUUAACCAAUAAAAGGAAAUAUUACACAACCUAGCUCUGAUUUUAUUGGAAGUUAAAAAAAAAAAUCUUUUACGUGCUUUUUAACAAAUAUAUCUGCCAUUUACUUUUCAAAAAAAAAAAAUUUAAAUUAAAAAUUUUUAUCCAUAGUCACCAUCCUAUUGGGUCUUCAACUGUCUUGGAAAAUAUUUGAAUUUUAAUAUUAUUAACAUAAUCUAGUCAUGAAAACACUGAGAAUUGAAUACUUUUAUAUCCCUUGUGUCCAUGCUAUUUUGGUAAAAAUUAAACACUAUGUCAACAGAAGCCUCCUGGCAGAUUUUAAGAUGUAUGUUUAUUCCACAGGUUUAUUGGAUCUGUCGCCUGGGCUGACAACCAGGAUGCCAUCCAGGGAGCAGACAGACAAGCUGUGGGCUCCAUCACACUCAAGCUGGACUCAGAUGAUAUUGGGGUGGGUUUCAUUUGGUUAACCUGAGUUUUGGCCCAGUUGCAAAUAUUGAAUCUGAACUUAAGUUUGAAAGAACAAAAACAGCUGGCACUGAGAAAUAAAAGCUAUGUUGGAAAACCUUUGGGGCUCUUCAUAUACACUUAUGCUUUGCUCAGUUCUCAACAUUAUGUUAUUUUCAUUUGACCAUUUUGAACAAAUAUUUCAUAAAUACAUUUCUGCUGAUACGUACAUAUAUGCAUAUAUUUAUAUAUAAUUAUUAAUUAUUCUUUUUAAUUAAUUUUUUUUUUUUUUUAAAAUAAUUUUUUUUCCUCUUUUUAAUUUAUUGUUUGAUAUAAAUGAAGCAAACACAUUUUAUUGUAAAGUUUUUUUUUGGUAAUGUUUUUAAAAAAGUAUAUAUUAUUUCUUCUUAUUUUUUCAUAUAUUCAUAUAUUUAUAUAUAAUUAUUAAUUAUUCUUUUUAAUUAAUUUUUUUUUUUUUUUUAAAAUAAUUUUUCUUCCUCUAUUUAAUUUAUUGAUUGAUAUAAAUGAAGCAAACACAUUUUAUUGUAAAGAUUAUUUAUGGUAAUGUUUUUAAAAAAGUAUAUAUCUGCUUAGCUGGUCCUUUCAUUUAAAGAAAUUGUUACAUUAGAAAUUUAGAUUAUAUUAUUUACAUUACAAGUCAACAUUAUUUCUUAAGCGUUGGUUUUAUUUACAUUUUUGCCUCAAUUUUAAAAUAUUUUUAAUGCAUUAAUUACAUGAAAUCUGAUUCGCUUUUCUUUGAUUCAGGACUUUGAAACUUACAUGGGCUCCAAGACACUUGCCAACUCUGUUGAGAAUCCCUGGUUUGAAGAGUACUUCCAGAAGAUUCAGAACUGCUACACCUCCAAAGCCAACACAAUGGGUUACCCAAGGCCCUGCCCCCUGCCUACAUCAGGUGUCAUCAGUAGCCCACUCUACCAGCAGGACUCUGGCGUCGUCUACGUCAUCAACGCUGUCUAUGCUGCAGCCUUUGGAAUUCACGAGACGUUGAAAGAAAAGUGUGGUAGGUUUCUUCUUCUUCUAUGCCUCCCCAGCCAGAAAGGGGGGGGGGGGGGGGGUAUAAGAUGCCAUUAACACUGGUCUUUCCUCGCCUUCUGGUCUCUUGCCAUCUUCUCCAACCAGGGUAGGUGUUAAACAUGGUAGGUGUUAUACCUUGGUAGUUUUAACCAUGGUAGGUUUUAACUGUGGUACAUGUUUAACCAUUUGCUUGGUUUAACCAUGUUAAAUCCUGCUUUUUCUAUUUUAUUGAAAUUAACUCUUUUAAAAACAAUUUGUUGAAGUUAAAGAGAAACAAAUGAAUGACACAACCCCUAUGGUGAGACUGCUUCAUUCUUACUUUAAUUACACGGUCAACAGGUGAAGGCUACACGGCCGUGUGUCAGGCCUACAGAACAAGCAAGGACAGACAUGAGAGCCUUAAUAAUAGACUGGCCAGUGUGAAGUUUAUGGACCCAGUGGGCAACAAUUUUACCUUUGUGAAUCGUUCUGUGGUGGCAGGCUACAGGUUUUUGUCAGUGGAAACUGGUGCCUUGGGCUCCGUAGGCUACAGACAGGUAAUGUCGGUUGUCACAUCUCUUAUCAAAGAGAUAAGUUUCAACAGUUUUUGUCUUGGAAUUGGUGUGUUUUUAUUUAACAUAACCUAACAAACCCAUAAACUGUUUAUUUCUUUGGAUGGCUGCUUCAAAGCACUUCAUUAAAAGCACAGUUUGAAAGUGCAAUAUUAAUCUUUAAAAAAAUGUUCCUGGUUAGAUUAUACACGUCGUUGUACUAAGUGUGUACUAGAAGCCCUUCAUUUGCACUGUUUAGAGUUUCAGUGGCUCUGUAACAGCAAGUGACAAUUGAUUUUAUUGACAUUGUUCACCCACCAAUGGUUCAAGUGCCAUGGUUCAUACCAGCUUCACUGAAUGAGUAAUUGAUAUACCUCUCUGCAGAUUGCCCUAUUUGAUGAGACCAGACGCAGCGUCAACAUAAGCUCUACUUACACCACCGCCUGGAACAGCGACUGUGACCGGCGAGAUGCCUGUGCAGAGUGCCCCAAUAUCAGAGACAAUGACGUGAGAUACGUCUUCUAUAAGUAAGUUGGAUCACAUAUCAUCCCGGGACAGUCAAUGUAAAGAAAACCCAUCAUUAUGGGAUAUUACACAGCUUAAAGUUUAUCUACUCAGAUUUAGACGACACCCAAGCGCAUUGCCCUUAUUGUAUCAUCACAUUCUCUUCUAAGCAUACAUUUUUAUUGCCCCCCUCUUUCCUCAUAAAAAUAAAAAAGGAAUUUUGAUAUUUUUUCUUAAAAGAUCCCUCAUAAUUAAAGCACCGAUGCCAUCUGUGGGUUGUUCAUUGUCCUCGGCUUAGGAACAUGUUACCAUUGCUUUGGAGAUAUGUUGUCUUAUUCAAGGAUUUGUUGCGUUUCAGUGACGCCAAUAAGCUCCAGAACACCACGACGAUAAUAGGAUUCUUCGACAUCCAUAAGCAGGGAGUCGAUCCUUACAGAUGUGGUGAAAUCAACAUACCUGGCCUCCACCAAUUUCUGGCCUAUUUUUACACUGCUCAGAAAGUUCUGCCGGUGAGUGCGGUGUUAAAAUGCAAGUCUCCCAUAUUUAUAACUCUGACUCUGCUUGGUUCCAUUAACGAAUAAGUGAGUGAAAACAAUUCACUCCCAAUUAGUAUUUGGGACAUGUUCAGAGACGGAUGGACAUAAAACCAAAUGCAGUUAGCUUCAGUCCAAUGCUACCAAUUCAAGUAUUUGCUUCUCAAACAACUUCUAUUGAAUACGAAAGCCUCUCUAUCAUAAGUUUAAAAAGUUUCAUUCUAUCAGUUUUCACAGUGUGUGGAGACAUCACCCACCUUUUACUCUUGUUCUAGAAUAUGCAUGUGAUGCUUCAGACCAUCAUCCAUUUAUUUAGCAAGGAAUCUUGAAAAAUGUAACUUUGAAAUAUUUUUUUUUGUAUGGUAUUUAAAAAGUAUUUUUUCUCCUGCCACUCCCAGGGAAAUGUUCGCAUCCUGGCCAUUGACACCUGCUCCAACAGCAUGAGAGUGGAUCAAGACCUGUUUGGCCUGCUGCAAGGGACUGGUCUCUGCAACUCUGAGUAUGUGACAUUUGACCUCAUAGCAUCAUUGUUAAGUUUUUUAGAAAUCUGAGAUUUAAUUGAGAUGAAAGUUAAGUCAGAACUCAACCCUCUACACCAAACUUAGGGCAACCUACAGCUUCCUAAAUGAAAUCAGAAAUGGACUUUAUCAUUGACCUGGCCGUGGGCCAGUGGUAUCUGUGAUAUAGAGAAUACUAAAAGGCAUUCAAACACCUGGUUUUUUUUAAAAUAAAUAUUUCCUAUCAUCUAGUCCAAUGAUGCCCAACUCUUGGUCAAUGGAUACUUGGAGCCCCACAAUGAGUCUGAGAGACUGAGUCAGAAACACUGUCUGUAUUUGAUUUCCCCUCCCCCCAACCUCCACUUACACAUACAUUUCUAGCUCUUACAUUAAUUAUUUGAAGCUAGGACUGUGCCAUCUAAAUCACUGAGCAGUAUUUAAAACCUAUUAAUUUUUUUUUUCAGCCCAAUACACAGAUACGAGUAUUCAAAUUUAUUAAUCUUUAUUUAUUUACCCUCACCAGUUUUGACAAAAGUAAAAUGAUCUCCAUGGACCAUUUAGGCAGUGUCAUCACCCUAGGAGAACUCAACACCAUGGCAGCUUCCAGAGUCCUUGAACUUCCAAAGGUGACCUACAUUAGUCCUAAUGCAUUGAGCACUUACCUGGAUAGCUCUCGAUACCUAUUCCGUACCAUUGCGCCUGCCAGUGCCAUGGUGCAAGCCAUAUCCAACCUCUUCAGCAAGGUGGGCUGGAAAUAUUUUGACGCCCUGUAUCAACUGAAUUCAGGAGAGGGUGUCAACCUAUGGGAAGAGUUUAAUGUUUUCGCUGCCAACAGUGGGUAAGAUACCUUUUUUUAGACAAAAAGUAUUAGGAAUGAGAAAGUAGGAGAUGAUGAACUGCACUGUGCCAGUCUACAGCACUAAUAAAUAACACUUAUCAAUAACAUCAAUAAAUGACUCUUAGCAAUUGCAUCAAUAACUGACACUUAAUAACUUAAUAAGUAACUCUAUUAAAUUACAUUUAAUAAAUAUCAAUAAAUGACACAUCAAUAAAUGACACUUAAUAAAUAACACCAAUGAAUGACACUUAUUAAUAAAAGCAAUAAAUGACACUUAAUAAAUAACUCUCCAAUCCUCCAGGUUACAUUUUUUUAAAUUCAUCUAUACUGGAUCAAUGUAACAAUACCCAACAUAGACUUAUGUAAUAGACAUUUUUUUGUCUAAAUAUUUGGACAAAGUGUGCAGUGGUCAACACUAGCAAAGACAGCUAAAGCAAACUUGUAACAUAUUAACUAUACUGUCAGAGCUGUCCCACAAAACACAUCACUUUUAAGGUCAUUCAUUUACUUGUCAAUUUCAUUUGUCUUAAAAUUCCGGCUGGACUCUGCGCUCCAAAACCUGAUACGUUAAUUCAGAAAAGUAAGUUGCCUUCUCAAGACAAACACUUGGAGCCGGAGUCGGUCUUUGUUUGCCUCUUCUCUUAUAAUAUGAGCUCAAUGAACAUUCUGUAAUUUUCUCUCAUACUUAAAUUUCACUUUCAACAGUUUGUGCACUGGCAUUGCACUUGGUCUUGAAGAUACUUUCAGCUCUGCUGAUAUUAAGCUGAAUGGUGACAAAGGUGAGACUUUGGAUUUUGGGCUUAAUAGGUGGGGGGGGGGGGGGUUGUGUUGGUGUGUGUGUUAAUAAUUUAUGAAAAAUGUAUUCGAUUGACUCAAACUAUAGAGCAGCUGUUUCCAAACUUUUUGGUUCACAUCACACUAGGUGUUUUAGGAUUUUAUCCCAAUGCACCCAUAUAAGAGCAAAUACCUUCAUAAUAGUUGCAGUGUGUGUGCAGUUGCAUUAGGUUGUUAAGAAAAACAAUAAAAAAGAUAAAACAUGCUUAUCAAAUUUCAUAACAAUUUGUUUAAGAAUUAUUUGAUAAGAACACAUUUGGAACAGUCAUUGAAUAAAUCAAACGUAGUUGGUAGUCAUUAGGAUUUCUUUAAGGGGUGGCUGAUCUUCAUAGACCACACUGAGUGAGUCUGCCUUAAAUAACAUUAAGUAGCUGUCUCUUUAUGUGUUACAAAAGGUGUGCACGGUUUGAUCACACAGGUUCAAAGGCGGUGGUCCUGUUUGGUACCAGUGACUUCAUUGGCCGUGUGAUGUCUGCUGUGUCCGGCUACGCUGAUAAGUAUGUUUGGGUUCUGGCUGUUGAUUGGGACCUGACUCAAGAUCUCCUCAACAGCUUUGUGCCGGCCGGCAAAACAGUAAAUUUCAUAACUGUACACAGAAACACUUAUGUCGUUGAGAGCUUCCAGACUCACGUGAGAACCGCCCUGACAUACAGCCAGGUUCACAGCACCAAUAACCCCUCGGGCGUGCCUGUCCGGUGGUUUGAUGAACUGUACCAGACAGUGUGGAACUGUACUUUGAGCAAGUCUGCCAAACCCAUCAACAUAGGCAAACCUGAGUGCCUCACUAACAGGGUAGGUAGCUGAAUCAUUAGGGGCUGAUUGGCUCAUGAAGCUAACCCGGUUUGAAAAUGGAUCAGAUGGAGAUGAUUAUAAAAGUAAAAAUUUAAGCAAUGAAUAAUAAACAUAGAAUGACAUUGGAAGGAAUUUAUGUUUUUAGUAGAUGUUUUUGUCAUCAUUAUGAUUGGCUUCUUAAAAUAACUGUAUCAGUUCACUCACUGAAGUCUGUUUUCAUUGGAUUCUUCUUUUUUUUUUAGACCUUCUCAAACCUUGUACAUGACAAAUACGUGCUCAACACCAUUGCUGCCACUUUUGCUGCUACUAGUGGACUGACUGCCCUUCAGCCCACACAAUCUUUGAACAACUUACGUGCUGAGAUCAAGUAAGAAAGAAGAAACUUUACCCGUUAUAUUAUUAUUAUGAAGAAAAUUAGACCCAUACAUAAUUUGAACAUCAGUUGACCGGAAAUAAAAUCAACUGCUGCUUAAGGAUCAAAGAGGUCCAGGGAAAGAGAGAGGAAGUUUUUAUUUUUUAAUUUACUGCCUAAGUAAUUAAGGGAUAAAUCUGUCACAAAUCUGAGUUGACUAAAAUGUAUUAAUUCUGCAUUAUCAUCAACCAACACAAUUCUCUAUGAAUGAAAGUAUGGAGUAAUGGUGAGUUAAAUAGAGCACAAAAUAAAAUUCCUGAUAACUGCGCCAAUUGAGAUUCUUAAAAAUACUGCAAAUGCGCUUGGUGCAUAAUGUUUGUUUUCUUUUACAGAAAUUGUCUCAACUUAAAUAUGGUGCAAUUAUCUCUUGUGUAAAAGGGGAGUAGGACAUUAGGAUAUUGAUCGGGGAAGUGGAAAAAGUGUUAGUGAGGCAUACCGGUUGGGGGGGGGGGGGGGGGGGGGGGGGGGGGGGGGAGUUGUACGAGUGGUAUAAAGUUCAUUUCUUGAAUGAAUGUUUUGUCCAGUAAUUUCGUAGAUUGGAAGUUCACGCAUCGCCUCCACCAUUGUUUGGCAAGCUAUAACUAUAAUAUAAUAAUAAUCAAGGACAUUGGCUUGUUUUAAGUUCUUGAAAAAUGUAAAAAUAGAUCCUUGAAAAUGUAAAGAUGGCAAGAAAUAAUGAGAAAUGGUCCAAUAUUUGACAUGGUUGAACUUAAUAUUCAGAGGCUCAUUUAUGUUCAUUAAAUAACGAUGUGAUGAUCUUUGCAGGAAUAAAAUUGCCGCUGUGACACUGAACAUGGCUGCCCCAGGAUCUGCUGCAGGGGACCUGAAAAUCUUCAACCUCACCACAGAUUUGCAGUUUCAGUUUGACAAGACUUACCAGUGGUGGAACUCUGGGUUUGAGAUUAAGAUUCUCAGUGUCAGCAAAGACAACUCACAAAAUCUGGCCAUUACAAAUUUAUUGGUUGGUUCAAGUUUAUUAAAAUGUUUAAUAUAUAAGCUUCAGAGCAAAUCGGUUUUUAAGGGGGAAAAAAUUUAUGAAAUCUAGACAAUUCUUGGGUGACGUUAAUUUUACACAGCCAUUUUGUUUUAUCAAGCAUAAACACUAUAGUAAUUUUUCUUGAAUUAAAGGGGCAAAAUAUAAAAAAAUUAUAUAUUUUUAGGAAAUUAAUUAAAAAUACUAAUGUUACCAGAAAGCAGUUAAAUUAAUUUUCCCCUAUUUAAAGGAAAUUUUGAUUAAUAUUAAAAUACAGAGUUCUCAAUCUAAAUUUUAAAAAAAAAAAUUGUUGUGCAUAAUUAACAUUAGUUUUGACAUUAUCUUAUCAACCAAUGAGAAUAGAUAGUGAUAAUGGCUGAGCUAGGCAUAUAUUUUCUAGGAGCCAUAAAAUAUUAAAACUAAAAACUCAGAUAUACUCAAUGAAUGAGCCCAGAAAAAUCACACCGUUUCUCAUCUUUUUUGCUUAGAUCAAAGAGUAGUAUCAUUUCCUGUCAGGUUACCAAACCUUUGUGGGUGGUUCAUGAUAUCUGGCUUUGUGUCUGGUGAUGGGCCGGAGGAUCAGUAGAACAGUUAGAGAGCCACAUCCUGCAAGGGGCAGAUUUUAAAAGGGACUAUCCCAGUAUUGCAGUACAUCUGGGAGAACCCUUAAAAAAAUAGUUUUAAAAAAAAAUUAUCCUCACAUAUUUGAUUGAAUCUAGUGUAAUUUAAAUUAUGUAUUAUGUAAAGAUCUGGUAACAUUUCAUAUUUCUUCAGAACUUCACUGUUGCAUCUGUGCCCUCUGACAGUCAGCUGAAGGAUAUACUUCGUGUCUUCAACCUGACCUCCAUCUGUACUGACAACGCCGGCUGCAGCUGUUCCUAUGACACGGACGGAAGAGUGCUGCCGCAGACUGGUUCCAAGUUUACACCUGGUGACCACCGCAACUACUUCUUCUACCACGACUUUGGCAACCUCAUGUACGAGUGGCCGAUCUGGGCCAUUGUGGUGGCCAUUUUUACCUCUCUCGGCCUCCUCAUCACCCUCAUCUUGUUCCUGAUAUUGCUGUUCGCCUACCCCAAGAAAGGUGGCACCUCAAUCCUGGGGUACAUGGUCAUUAUUGGGAUUCUUGGCAUCUACGUCAUCAACUUCGCCUUCUUCGUUAGUGCCAACGAGGCCACAUGCGGCAGCCGCCGUUUCCUCAUGGGCGUUGUGUACAUGAUCGCCUUUGCCCCGCUCCUGGUCAAGGCCGUUGACAACUGGAGGUUCAGCCAGGUGCCGGGUGUUGAAGGAGUAGGAAGAUACAGGUACUGCAAGGGAGCUUGUGUGCUGGAAUGUUGUAUGGACGGUUAGAGGUUUAAGUUCAGGGAUGCUUUAAAAAGCAAUGGGUUUACUAUGCACUACAUUUUCUUGCUACUGCAAUACAGGUUUAGGGAAAAGACUAAGCACCUGAGCCACUUAAAUAAAGUUUGGUAAGAUGUGGUACGAUGGGUUAGAGUGGAUAAAUCCACUUCCACUGUAAGACAUUUUAUUUGAAUGGUGUGGGAAUUAGUGUCAGACUUAAUGCAAGGGUUAAUUAUUUCAAUGUUAUGUUGGUUCAUGAUUAGCAGGUGCUUGGUCUGAAUUUUUUUUUUUUUUUCAAAUUUGUAAUUUAAUUGGUUUAAAAUUGUGUUCUCCUAAAAAUAAUGGAUUUUAAAAUAUAUUAUGUAAAAAAUUCCCAGAAACCUUGAGGCACUUGACCAGCAAUUUAAAAUAGAGAUAUUAAAAAUAGCUUUCUUUCAAUAUAACGCAUGCCUCAUUCUCAAUACUUCAGGCAUUUCAUUGCUCAUAUUAUUUUUCUUUUUUAAUUUCAGUGGUAUUUCUUCUGCGUGCUCACUGCUUCUGGUUGCCUGUGGUAUUGUGUUGGUCCAGUGCAUCAUUCCCAUCAUUUGGCUCAUUUUGGUUCACCCCACAGCCAGCUACUGGCCGGUGAACGACGGCAUGCAUGACAACUGGUGGUGUGACCCUCCACAAGACUACGACAAAGGCAUAGUGCUGUCCAUGGUCUUUGUAAUGUUCAUCGUUCUGCUGACCGCCAUUUUCUCAGCCAUUACAUUUGAUACUGAACGAAACAACUUUGAAUCCAGGUAAAAAUAAAGCUCCACAGUUAUUGCCGAUAUCCUCUGCACCUGUGCCUUUUUAUUGCUAAAUUUAGUUAACUAUAAAAGUAUCACAUCCCUGCGCUUUAUUUAAGCUGUAAAAAAUGUCCUUGUGCAAACAAGUUAAAAAUUGUAAAAAAUAAACUAUUUCAUUUCAUGUAUAUUUAUAUAUAUGUAAAUCAGUGGGAUAAUAAAAAGAUAUUGCAGAAUAUUGUUGUAUUGCCCUUAGGUGGAUCUUAUUUGGUAGCAUUGCAACAGCUGGUUGUUUCCUCGUCUGGAUGAUUGUGUCUACCAAUGCCGGGCCACCAUUCAGGUCAGUGGGGACGCAACAUGGUUAGUAGGGACACGACAUGGUCAGUGGAGACACAACAUGGACUGUGGGAACAUAACAUUGUCCGUGGGGGCACAACAUGGUCAGUGUUGAUAUAGCAAUAGCAUGGUCAGUGGGGGUGCAACAUGGUCAGUAAGGACAUAACAUAGUCAGUGGGGGACACAGCAUUGCCAGUGUGGACAUAACAUGUUAUUUGUGAAAGGACUUUUACUGGACGAAAAUAUUGUUAAAUAUGUAGAUUGUGUGUACAAAUGCUGGGCCACCAUUCAGGUCAGUGUCGACAUGCACUAUUCAUUGUGAAAAGAAUGCUUACUGGGCAGAAACAAUCCUAAAACUAGGCAGUCAAAAUGAUCAUUUAGAAAAAACAUCAAUGAAAUAAUCUUAUGACCCUUGCCAGCUAUGAAAUUAAACAACCCUUAAAACAAACCGUUUCGUGUAAAUCCUUUGGAUGCAUUUUUAUUUAUUUUAUUUUAAAUUAAUAUUCUAAUGUCCUACCCACUUUUACACAGCAGAUUGCAGAAAGAAAGAAAAAAAAAAUUAUACACCAAACACACACACCAUCUUUUUUUUUUAAAAAGGAAUCUCAUUUAAAGCAGUUAUUGGCAAUUUUAUUUUGUAAAAUCAGUGUCAUCGUAUUUCCUUCAUCUUCCUCUUGAAAAACAGGAAAAACUGAUUUUUGGGGGUUGGGGUGUGGGAACUGAAAAUUUGAUAGAGUGUGCUGUCAUCGGUAACGAGCCAUGUGGCAAGUUUCAGUUUGAUAGGUUGAUGGGAAGUGGGUCAAUUAAUCAUCUGAAGAUUUUACCACCAAACCAGAAACACUGAACAAAAACGAAGUUCAUAGAAAGGUUUUUAAAAGUAGUCCAUUACAGAUAAGAUUUUCUCAAACUAUACAUGUAAAGUUUGACUUAGAAUUAGAAUGAAGAGCAAUCUGUUGUUUUUUUUUUUAAAUUUAUGAAUAAUUAAUAACCAGUCGUACUAAAUUAUCUAGAACAGUGGUUCUCAACCUUCCUUAUGCCACGACUAUAAAAUUAUUUUCAUUGCUUCUUCAUAAAUAUAUGUUUUAUGAUGCUCAUAGGUGACCACUGUGUAAGGGUCGUUCGUGACCCACAAGUUGGUCAAGUUAAGAACCGCUGUUCUAGAACAUUUAACCAAUUUUUUUAUGGUUUCACACUGAUGUUUAUUUUAUCUAUUUCAAAUUUGAUUACCAUGAUUUGUGCUUUUUAUCAGUUUUUUUAAUGAUCCUUUUCCUGAUGUGUCCUCAGAGAUGCUGCUGUAACAAUUGGAAACCUCGUCAAUGCCAGCCUGUUAAUGCUUGUCAUGCCGUUCAGAAAGUCGUUUUUGUUGUGCAGGUCCCUGCGCAACAAGGACAAAGAUGAUUACUCAGAUGAAGGCGUCAACGGAGGUUUGUACUCCAGCUCUAAAAUGAGGAUGGUGAUCUGAAAAAUGGGGAGAAAGAUUUUCUGUUGGGGUGCAGAGCAGGCAGCUCUUGAUUUAAGAACAAGUUCCAUUCCCAGAGGUCGUUUGUUAUAUCAUAUGAUUUUGUUCGUCAUGUGUCAAACCACCUCGUUAUGCGCUUUUUGCGCACUUGAUGCAAUCCUAUGUGUUGGCUGUAAUUUUUGCAUAAUAUAGGCAGUGUAUUAGACUUUAAAUGUAAAUUGUUAUAUAUAGCAAUACGCUGUAGCAUUUUUUUUUUUAAUGAAAAAUAACUUUUUCAAAGUAGGACAUUCAAAAUUUUUUUAAUCUUUGUAAAAAUCUUAAAAUUGUGAUGUUCUUGAUACUAUGAACAUUCCUGACUCGUCAAUAACGGCUGCCUUAAAAUUCUGCAUGAGAUUGUGAAACACAUUCCUUAACUUGGCUGACUUCAUUAUCUCAGGUUGUAAUAUAAAGAAAAAUAAUUCAAUUAUUUUUUUUACCUCCAAUCCACAUAGACCUUUGAAAUUUGUUUCAGGUCCAUAUGAAAAUGGUUUCUCCAAUGGAGAGUACAACACUGCAUUUGACUUGGCUGAGUAUGACAACCAGUACAGCAGGAAAAAUCUGGAACUUUAAAUACCAUGGUGAGUUUUAACUGAUACUCUGAACAAUUUCAGUCAAGACGAUCACCUUGUGCUGAAUUUGAAUCAAAUAAAUAGUGGAGCAUUGUAUGAAUUUGAAUCAACAUUUGAGUGAAAGAGCUUGACUUACAUGAAGGGGCAUAUUUUGAAAAAUAUCUUUAUUCCCAUCUAAUUGAAAUUUUUCUUUUUAAAUUUUUUAUCGCCAUCAUUUUUUAUAACUUAUGAUUAGAAUAUGCUUCUGAAGGAAUUAUUUAUUAAUACACCACAAAAAGCUAUUGGGGGCCGCCAUAAAUAAAUGCAUGCUAUUUAAGGAGAUUUCUUGUGACUUCUACCCCAGAUGGUCACUGGCUUGUCACAAAAUUUGGACACCCUCAUAGCACACUGUCGCAAAAUUUUGACACCAUCAUAGCACAUUUUCACAAAUUUUCAGAUAGCUUAUGUCAUUUAUGGAUGGCCCCUUAGAGAAGUUGUAGGAUUUUUUUAUCAAAUUGAUCUGUGUAUUUCUUUUGUAUAACAUCUACAUCCAGAUGACCUUUUCAUACCGGUAACUUGAAAGAACAUGAUAUGAAAACAUUGGUAUUUCUUUUAUUUCAGAUCGUCUGCCUACAAAGUCUUGCAGCACCACAUUGGAGAUAGGAAAUGUUGCCGUUUCACUGCUGGGAAAGUCAAACGUUUCAGGAUUAAGAUUGAUCGACUCGUAAAAUUUUACACUAUUUUUGAAGUUUGUACAAAGUUGGGUGCUAAAAUCAAUUUGAAAAAAAAAAAAAUUAUGUUACUAUAAUUUGACAACAGAAGAGGUCAUGUAAAUUAUUAUAUGGUGGCCCAAUAAAAGUAGAGAAGCUGAAUAUUUUUAUAUUACUGUAAAAUAAUAUUAACAGAGAACGUCAAAUCGGAAUAAACACAAAAAAAAAUAAGAUUUGAAAUAUUUCUUUAAUGAAAGAAAACAAGCACAAUUAAGUUUUGUGGGAAUUUGAUAUUUUGAAGAAUGUGUAAUGUUUUUUUGUUGUUUUUUGUGUGGUCUAAUCAACUUCUGAAUAUAUGUGUUUGAAUGCAGCAAAAGUAUUGACAGCCCCCUCCCCCAACCUUCCUUUUUAUUUUAAAAUUUUUUUUUAUACUUCUUUUUUACUAAUGUACAGUGUGAUAACUGUUUUGGAAUACUUCAUGAAAGUUUGCAGCAAACAUCAAGUGAGACAUCACCCAGUGCUUUGCACACUGAAUGUUUAUGUAAAAUCUGUUACUGCUUGACACAAACAGAACAUGUUAUAGGUUGUUUCAUGUAUUCUAUUACUGUUUGACACAUACAGAAUGUGUGACAGGCUGUUGAAUAUAUUUCAUAACACACACACACAAAUUAUGUGAUGGGUUGUUUCAUAUAUUGAAUCUCUGUAUUACACAUGCAUUAUAUGUGAUAGGUUGUUGCCAUAAUGAAUCACUGAAUCCAGUAGAUGUGUUGACCUGCUAUAAUUUUGCAUAUGUGCCUAAGACAAAUAACCUUUUAACUUAUUGUUUUUGUCUUGUUUUCACUGUUCACUCUUCCCUCAUAAUAUUUAUACAAACAUUCCACUGUAAUAUACAAAUAAUAUUUUGUUACACAACUUUUGUACAUUUAAUAAUUUUUUUGAAGAAUCUUAGGCAUGCAUCUCAGUGUCAUUAAACAUUAUUUUGCUUAGUUCAGUGUAUUUAAAUCAUUUUUUUUAUGAUAAAGAUAUUGUAACUUAUUGUCAAAUAAGUAUUUUUAAAGCAAAUUCAGACAAUUUUGUAGCCAAUUCAAAAAGUUAAAGUCAAACGUUUUUAAACGGAAAAAAAUUUGUGUACUUCAAUGUUAAAAGGUUUUUAUUUGAAUGAAUGCACAAAUUUUAUACUAUUACUAGGGACAUUAUUAAUACAGCAAUAAAUUUUAUACUAUUACUAGGGACUCUCUAAAUAGAGCAUAAAUGUAUACUAUUACUGGGGACUUUCUUAAUAAAGUAUAAAAUUUAUACUAUUACUAGGGCCUGAUUUAAUAAAGCAUAAAUUGUACAAGAUGCCAUUGAUCAUUCUCUAACUUUUAUUUAAACACUUUUAGAUUGGAUAGUGAAAGUUUAUUCAGUUCAUAUUCUAAGAAAAAAUAAAAUAAAUAUCAUAAUUCUCUAUAUGUUUGCUAUUUUAAUUUUUUGUCAAAUUUGUA